AUGUCUCGUGGACUGGUGAGAAUAAGGCUAGCAAGAUUUGGUAGGGUCAAUAACCCAGUAUACAACAUUGUAGUUGCUAGGGCUUUCAAGGCAAGAGACACCAAACCAAUUGAAGUACUUGGAACAUAUAAUCCAGUGCCCAAACCAUUGACUGUACAACAGAAGAAAUCAGGUAUUUUACCAACAAAGGAUAUUCAAUUAGAUUUCGAUAGAGCCAAAUAUUGGAUUGGUGUUGGCGCACAACCAAGUGACACAGUAACGAGUCUGCUCAGGAAAUGUGGUAUACUUGAUGAAAACUGGGGACAUGACUAUCAGAGCCAGAAACCGUUGGUCUCACCAAUGAAGGAAGUUACUGAAUGA
This is a messenger RNA of Zygosaccharomyces rouxii, 360 nucleotides long. It is a transcript of the gene MRPS16, whose product is annotated as mitochondrial 37S ribosomal protein bS16m. The coding region runs from base 1 to 360 and encodes 119 amino acids. The transcript has a single exon. Lineage: Eukaryota; Fungi; Ascomycota; Saccharomycetes; Saccharomycetales; Saccharomycetaceae. The record is from RefSeq and is a predicted model, not a curated record. Gene Ontology annotation, molecular function: structural constituent of ribosome. Gene Ontology annotation, biological process: mitochondrial translation. Gene Ontology annotation, cellular component: mitochondrial small ribosomal subunit; ribosome.